AUUCACAUGACUUUUAUGUAUUUAAAAGGUAUGAAAUCAGUAAAUGAUGCACUUUUAAUUCCAUGCAUCUUCACUGCAUUAUGUCUGCAGCAAGUAUUUUAGUUUUCCUCGGGGUUUCAUUAUUUUCGUCCUCUGAUACUUCCCUGAGUGUUGAACGACCCAACAUUCUUUUCAUCGUCGCGGACGACUACGGCUGGAAUGAUGUAGGAUUCCGAAAUCCCGACGUUAUCACCCCAAACAUCGAUAAACUGGCCCGCAGCGGUAUGAUUCUGAAUUCCUCGUAUGUAAUGCCAGUUUGUUCACCGUCUAGAAACUCAUUUAUGACUGGCCAUUACGCCUUCAAGUCUGGUCUCCAGCACAUUGUGAUCAAACCCCAGCAGCCUGUCUGCUCACCUCUGAACUACACUUUCUUACCACAGAAGCUCAAAGAGCUAGGAUACGCCACACACGCAUUAGGAAAGUGGCACCUUGGAUUUUGUAGUUGGGAGUGUACCCCCACUUAUAGAGGUUUUGACACGUUCUAUGGAUUUUACAAUGGCAAGGAGGACUACUAUCAGCUUACUAUCGCUGGCGGAAAAGACUUCAGAGACAACAAAACACCUGUAAAUGCGACGGGGGAGUACUCUGCACACAUGUAUGCAAGACGGGCAGAAUCGAUCAUUAAGGACCAUAAUGCCAGUGACCCGCUGUACAUAUAUCUACCAUUCCAAUCCGUACAUCAACCUCUUCAGGUUCCGGAGAUGUACAGCAACCAGUACCCGAACGUCAAGACAGAGUCACGAAAGACGUACCUGGGUAUGGUAACGGCCAUGGACGAAGCCAUCGGAAAUAUUACAAAAGCUCUAGAGGCUAAAGGAAUCUUCGACAACACCCUGGUGAUAUUUACAUCCGACAAUGGAGGUUGGGUGUCAUACGCCGGAAAUAACUACCCAUUGAGGGGAGGUAAGACCACGUUGUUUGAGGGAGGUACCAGAGCCACUGCCUUUGUGUCCGGGGCCGGGAUACUGAAACACAAUUCCAUCUACGAUGGAAUAAUCCAUGCAGUAGACUGGAUGCCCACAGUCCUCAGCGCGGCCGGUGGGACACCAGAUCCGAAUCUCGAUGGCAUUGAUCAGUGGGAGAGUCUAAAAACGGGAGGGGUGUCCAAAAGAACAGAAUUCAUAUACAACAUUGACGAUAUGCAGCCGGAGAUUUGCGGCCAUGCUGCUAUAAGAAUGGGUGAUUAUAAAUUGAUAGACGGUUACCCAGGGUAUUAUCAGGACUGGUACAAACCCGAUCAAGUGGAACAGAGUUACUAUGGUGAUACACCUGUCAAUGCCACACAGCUUUUCGCUGACAAAAUGAUGCUCUUUAACCUAAAAGACGAUCCAAACGAACGUGUCGAUUUAUCCAAAAAGCUACCAGAUGUGGUAUCAAAACUGAAAUCGAGGCUUGAAGAAUAUCACAAUUUGAUCGUUCCAGCCAAUUUUCCACCGCCCUCCAAAGCCUCAGCUCCACAGAAUUUCAACGGAUUUUGGACACCAGGAUGGUGCUGAAUAAACAAUUCUUUGUUAGUUUCAUAAAAAGACUCUGUUUGUUAUCUUCACCUUCCAUAUUAUAUUGUCGUUAUAACGAUCUAGUUCGUGAAUACAACCUAUCAUUGGGUCAAAUGCUGUUUGACGUGUUUCAUACCGUUUGUUAAGCCGUUCUUGGCACACUGAUUUUGACUGCGGAUAGUUCCAUUUACCGAUAGGAUAUAGGGCUCACGGCGGGUGUGACCGGUCGACAGGGGAUGCUUACUCCUCCUAAGCACCUGAUCCCAUCUCUGGUGUGUCCGGGGAUCCGUGUUUGUCCAACUAUCUAUUUUGUAUUGUUUGUAGGAGUUAUGAGAUUGAUCACUGUUCGUUAUCUUCACCUUUCAUAUAAAAAUAUGUCACAAUGAUUAAAAUGAUAUUUUGUU
Molecule: messenger RNA, 1939 nt
Organism: Ostrea edulis (European flat oyster)
Lineage: Eukaryota; Metazoa; Mollusca; Bivalvia; Ostreida; Ostreidae
Product: arylsulfatase B-like
Exons: 14
Coding region: 63-1535 (490 amino acids)
Source: RefSeq, a predicted model, not a curated record